Gossypium arboreum is the source of this 582-nucleotide messenger RNA. RefSeq lists its product as uncharacterized. The coding region runs from base 1 to 582 and encodes 193 amino acids. The record is from RefSeq and is a predicted model, not a curated record. Lineage: Eukaryota; Viridiplantae; Streptophyta; Magnoliopsida; Malvales; Malvaceae. The transcript has 2 exons.
AUGGGUUGUUUUGGGGUGGAGGAUGAAAAAGAAACGGCAAAUAAGCAGGAGGAGAAUGGGAAUGGCAAUAGCAGCUUGUUGGUAGAGCUGCUUGGCGAAGCAACAGAAGGAUUCGAGCUAGAGAAGGCAAUAUGCAGCCAUGGGUUAUUCAUGUUAGCCUCUAACCACUGGGACCCAAUCUCGCGCUCCUUCUCUCGCUCUUUACAUCUCACUUCUCCUCCUCUUACAGUUACCGUCCGCAUCUCUCAACCACCCACUUCUUUUUCUCCCACUCUCUACCUCUGCGUUUAUAGUGUAUCCUCCCUCUCUCCACCGCACUGCCACUCUCUUUUAAACCAGGUGUCUAGAAUGUUGCGGUUGUUGGAGUCCGAGGAAAACAAGGUGAAAGAGUUUCGUAGUAUUGUGGAAACAUUACAUGGAAAAGAAGAAUCAACUGAGUAUUUGAGGAGUUUCAGUAGGAGAGUUUUCAGAUCCCCUACUCUGUUUGAAGACAUGGUUAAGUGCAUUCUUUUACAGAAUCGCCAAGAUGUACUUUCUUAUAUUAUCCCUUUAUCACCAUUGAAUUUUUGCACUUGUCCUUAA